GUGGUUGCCUUCCUCGCGACGGCAUGUCUUCUGGUGCCUGUUCGUGGGAUGUUCGUGCCAGUUGGUCUGCUGAAAGAUUGCAUCGGGCCCAUCCCUCCAGAGACCCUGCAGAAACACGAGGAUGGUUUCUUCGCCUCUUGGGAGACGCAGGCCCAUGACGAAGAUGCCGAUGGUGAGCAAGUCGAAGGUCAAGGCCGGAUUGUCGGAGUGGCCGGGCUGAUCACGAAGGGGAAGUUCAGACUCUUGUACUCCGAGACGGCGUGA
Symbiodinium natans is the source of this 264-nucleotide messenger RNA. NCBI's taxonomy places the organism in Eukaryota, Dinophyceae, Suessiales, Symbiodiniaceae. The record is from the annotation of a GenBank genome assembly.